This is a messenger RNA of Adineta steineri, 4650 nucleotides long. The record is from the annotation of a GenBank genome assembly. Lineage: Eukaryota; Metazoa; Rotifera; Eurotatoria; Adinetida; Adinetidae.
AUGAAUUAUCAACAAGUUUUAAUAAUUUUUGUUUUAUUGAUUAUUAAUUGUUAUGGAAUCAAAGAUAAAUUUGUUUCAAUUACUCUUGAUGCAAAAUGGUUAGACACACCACAUCAUCAAGAAGCAAGUGAAUUUCUUGCAACACAAAAUCAACAAUAUUUUUGGUCAUUAAUCAAUGAUGUUAGUUCAUUUGAUUCAUUUACACCUGACGCACUUGGUUCGACUCAGAAUUAUUAUGAUCAAUUAUUAACAUUUAGUAGUCAAUAUUUAAAUUCAAUAACAAAUAAUUUAUUACGUAUGGCACUUGCUCUACGAUCUUAUUCACCAACAGUUCAAAUGAUGCGUAAAAUGGCACAUGAUACUGGUAUGACACGUCAAUGUUCAACUUUUGUUGAUAUACAUGGUGUAUAUACAUGUAAUGUUGAAGAUGUUGAUAAAUUAAUUGAAGCAGUCGGCGAACGAUCAAAAUUUUUAUUACCAUUCGAUCAUCAUUAUUCAAAAAAACAAACUGAUGAACAACAAUCACUUGUUACGGUUGUUCUCUACGGUGAUUUUGGCAAUCAGAAUGAAUUUAAACCAUUUCAUAGUAAACUUGUUUCAUUGGCACUUAAUGGAAAAAUUGAUUAUGUCCUCCGACAUAAUAGUAAACCUUUAAAUGGUAAUCGAAAAAAAGUUCGUUUAGCUGGUUAUGGUGUUGAAUUACAAAUUAAAAGUACAGAAUAUAAAGCAACAGAUGAUUCAAAAAUUCGUGAUGAUCAAAUGAAUGCAACAUCCGGUGAUGAUAAACAAGAGGAACAAGUUCAUGGUUUUAUUUUUUCAAAAUUAAAAGAUCUUCAUCCGGAUAAACAAAGUGAAUUAAAUGAUUAUCGUACAUAUCUUCUCGAUGGUUCAGAUCCAAUGUCACCAUUAAAAGCAUGGCAAAUGCAAGAUCUUAGUUUACAAUGUGCAUAUCGUGCAAUCAGUGAAAAUACACUUGAAGAAGCAUUUAAUACAUUAGUUGAAUUAUCACAAAAUUUUCCGUCUCGUGCUCGUCUUCUAUCAAAAGUUAAAGUUGAUUCAUCAUUUCGUGAUGCUCAUCGAGCUAAUCAAGAAGAAUUUCGUUCACAUAUGGAAAUUGAAGCUGGUAAUUCGGCAUUAUUUAUAAAUUCAAUUCCACAAUCAUUAGAUACAAUUGAUUUAUAUGUUUUAUUAAAUGUCUUAUUAAAUGAAGGACAAAUGAUGGAACGUUUACAUAUGAUUGGUUUAAAUAAAACUCAUACAAGACAAUUAUUAACAAAUGAAUUAAAUAUUCAAUCAAUAAAUUAUAUUCUUGAUUUUCGUCAUCCAUCAAUACUUUGGUUAAAUGAUUUAGAAAAAGAUUCACAAUAUUCAAAAUGGUCAGCAAGUUAUUAUGAUUUAUUACGUAAUAAUUUUUUUGGUGGUCUUCGUACAAUCCGUAAAAAUCUUUAUAAUCUUGUUGUUAUUAUUGAUCCAUCACAAAUUGAUACAUCCUAUGAAUUAAUGAAAAAUCUUGAAGCUUAUUUUGUUCAUGAAUUACCAAUACGUAUUGGUGUCAUAUUUGUCACAUCGGAUGAAUAUAGUAUAAAUAUUUAUCGUGCAUUUCGUUAUCUAUUAAAAUAUCAUGGUAAUCCAUCACGUGCAUUAGGAUUCUUAAAUGAAUUAUAUAAAAGUAAAAGUACAGAUGUUCAACAGAUAUUUUCCAAGAAAGCGAAAUAUUCGGGAAGUUUAUCAUCGAUAUUUGAUGAAACAAAUCCAUUUGAAAAAGAACGUGAAGAAAUGAAUGAAUAUUUUGAACAAAGUGGUUUAUCACGUGGUGUACCACAUGUUUUAUUUAAUGGUAAUCCAUUAACAGCUGAUGAAUUAUUACCAAGUGCAUUUGAAGAUGUUGUUACAACACGUAUGUUAAAAAUGCAAUUUGAUUUACAACAACAAGUUUAUCAUGGACAAUUAAAAGAUUCCGAUGAUAUUAUUGAAAUAUUAAAUACAAAACCAAAUGUUGUUAAACGUUUAAAUCAACGAAUAUUUGGACAAACACCAACAAUGCCAACGAUUUAUGUUGAUUUAUCAAUGAUUAAUGGUCAAGCAAAAGAUUUAUUAGAUAAAAAUAAAUUUCAAACAUUAAAUGUUCGUGAACAAGCAUCUGUUAUUAUGGCUAGUAUGAUAUAUUUAGGUAAAAAAGAUGAAUUAGGACAACCGCUCUAUCCAAUUACAUUAUGGGUUGCAUGUGAUCUUGAUCGACCGGAUGGAAGACAAUUAUUUUUAAAUGCUUUAACUUAUUUAAAAAGUCAUACACACGCAAGAUUAGGUUUAUUGGCAUCUUUCGAUACAGAAUCUCAUCCUGGUAGUCAUCCAUUAACAAAAGCUGUUUAUACUGCUAUUCGUUUACUUUCACCACCCAUAGCACGUACAUUUAUUUUUAAAUUACUUAAAGAUGAAAGUGUUGUUGAAGAUUUAUUAGCUAAACGUAAAUCAUGGUCGGAUGUAACUGUUAGUGGUUUAAGUAGUGAAACACUUGAACAUGAAAUAGCAACAUUUAAUGAUAAUAUAUUUCAAUCUCAUUCAAUAUUUCUUGAACAUAGUCUUAAUUUACCACGUGGUUCACGAUCUGUUUUAGUUAAUGGACGUAUAUUAGGUCCAUUACAUGAUAAUGAACAAUUUACUGAAGAUGAUUUUAUUCUUCUUGAUACACAUUUAUCAAGUACACUUAAUGAUCGUCUUAUACGUAUAGUUAGUAAAUUACAAUUAUCAAAUGAUCCAUCACAAUUAUCUGAUCUUCUUAUGCGUAUAUCAUCAAUAAUAAGUCAAAAUGAUAAAAGUCCAACACCAGUAACACGUAAACAAACACCACGUAUAGCAUCAACAUCCAAAGCUGUACUUUAUUUACCAGCACAAAAUCUUAAUGAACCAUCAUUUUUAUUUGAAGCUAUUAUUGAACCAGCAUCACGUGAUGGUCAACGUUUAUUAUCACUUCUAUCUGCUUUACGUCAAUCGAUAAAUAUUGAUCUUGUCAUAUAUUUUAAUUGUAAAUUACAAUUAUCUGAAAUGCCAUUAAAAAGUUUUUAUCGUUAUGUUUAUGAUAUUAAUUUACAACAAACACCUAAUGCAUUAUUUACUCAUGUACCUGAAACACCUAUAUUAACAUUAGGUAUGGUUACACCAGAAUCAUGGAUGGUUGAAGCUGUAACAUCACCGUAUGAUUUGGAUAAUAUACAUUUAAAAAAUGUACCUAUUGGUGUCAAUGCAAAUUUUGAAUUACAAUAUUUAUUAAUUGAAGGACAAUGUUUUGAUGAAACACAAAGUUAUCCUCGUGGUUUACAAUUAAUUUUAGGUACAAAUAAAACAAAGAAUUUAUUUGAUACGAUUGUUAUGGCUAAUCUUGGUUAUUUUCAAUUGAAAGCUUAUCCAGGUGUAUGGCAUUUAAAUUUACGUGAAGGACGUUCCGAUGAUAUAUAUACAAUAGCAUCACAUGAUAAUACAGAUACAUCAACACGUACAAGUCAACCAGUUAUUGUUGCUAUACGUUCAUUUGAUGCACGUUGGAUUAAAGUUUAUGUUGGAAGAAAACCAGGAAAAGAAAAUGAAAAAUUACUAGAAGAUUCAGCUGAAGAUAGUCAAGGUGGUUCAGGUAGUAUUUGGGAUUCAUUUAGUUUUGGUGGUUCACCAUCAUCUGGAUCUGGAUCAACAGGAACAAAAAUCGAUGAAGUCACAGAUGAUACAAUAAAUAUAUUUUCUGUAGCUAGUGGACAUCUUUAUGAACGUUUAUUACGUAUUAUGAUGGUUAGUGUACUUAAAAAUACAAAGAAACCAGUUAAAUUUUGGUUUUUAAAAAAUUUUCUUUCACCUGUAUUUACAAGUUUCUUACCAUAUUAUGCUCAACAUUAUAAUUUUACAUAUGAACUUGUCCAAUAUAAAUGGCCUAAAUGGUUAACUGUUUAUCCAAGUGAAAAACAACGUGUUAUAUGGGGUUAUAAAAUACUUUUUCUUGAUGUUUUAUUUCCAUUGGAUGUUAAAAAAGUUAUUUUUGUUGAUGCUGAUCAAAUUGUACGAGCUGAUAUGGCUGAAUUACGUGAUUUAGAUUUACAUGGUGCUCCAUAUGGUUAUGUUCCAUUUUGUGAAAAUCGUAAAGAAAUGGAUGGUUAUCGAUUUUGGAAGUCCGGCUAUUGGGCUAGUCAUUUAGGUCAUCGACGUUAUCAUAUAUCGGCACUUUAUGUUAUUGAUUUGAAGAAAUUUCGUAAGAUUGCUGCUGGUGAUCGUCUUCGUGGACAAUACUAUGGUUUAAGUCAAGAUCCAAAUUCUUUAUCAAAUCUUGAUCAAGAUUUACCAAAUAAUAUGAUUCAUCAAGUUAAUAUUUAUUCUUUACCAGAAGAAUGGCUUUGGUGUGAAACAUGGUGUGAUGAUGAAUCGAAAAAACGUGCUAAAACAAUUGAUCUUUGUAAUAAUCCACAAACAAAAGAAUCGAAAUUAACAGCAGCUGCACGUAUUGUUGGUGAAUGGAGUGAUUAUGAUCAAGAAGUUAAAAAUUUAAUGAAUCAAUGGGAAGAAGAAGGUAAACCUAAUUUAUUAUUAACAACACCAGCAACCAAUUCAAUCAAUAUUGAUAACGAAGAUCGAACAAGUUCAAUUAAUACGCAUGAUCCUACCGAGUUGUGA